AUGCACUGGAAUAAUGAAGCCAUUCUUCGAAGUCACUGGAAUGACGCUGUCCUUGAGGUGGUCAAGACAUGGGGUCCAGGGAACGUUUUCGUUAGCGUCUUUGAGAGUGGGAGCUGGGAUGAUUCCAAAAGCGCUCUCCGGCAACUUGAUAAUCAGCUGGAUCAGCUGGGCGUACGACGAAACAUCACACUUUCCGACAGGACUCAUCAGGAUGAAGUCUCGGCUCCUCCCUCAGGAGACGGUUGGAUUUAUACGUCCCGUAACAAGGAAGAACCCAGACGCGUGCCUUAUCUCGCCCGGCUUCGUAACCUGACCUUGAGGCAUUUAGAAGACCUAGCGCGACAAGGUAUUACUUUCGAUAAAAUACUUUUUCUGAAUGAUGUGGUUUUUACGGUUGACGAUGUCCUAUCGUUACUCAAUACGAACGACGGUCACUAUGCUGCAGCCUGUUCUCUGGACUUCUCAAAAACACCUCUAUUCUACGACACGUUUGCUCUUCGUGAUAUCGAAGGUUACGAGCACAUAAUGCAGGAAUGGCCCUACUUUCGCGCUGCAGCUUCAAGAAGGGCGCUUUUAACUAUGUCCCCUGUGCCUGUUAAGAGUUGUUGGAAUGGCAUGGUGGUCAUGUCGACAGAGCCCUUCUUGUCAGAAAGCCCAUUGCGUUUUCGAGGCAUUUCAGACUCCCUCGCGCGUCAGCAUCUCGAGGCCUCUGAGUGUUGUUUGAUUCAUGCGGACAAUCCUCUGUCGAGUACCAGGGGUAUCUAUUUAAACCCUAACGUGCGGGUCGGCUAUAACGCAGCAGCGUACGAUGCCGUUCACCGCACUUCCGCCUGGAUCGGGUUGCGACAUAUAGCUAUGUCUCUCUGGGAGAAUCGGCUUCGACGGUGGAUGACAACACCGCUCCUCAAGAGACUCGUCGUUCGGAACCGACUUAAUCGGUGGAAAGCAGACGCCGAUGAUAGAGUCGAACCCGGAGAGUACUGUUUGGUUAAUGAGAUGCAGGUUCUCGUUGCUAACGGUUGGGCACACGUGUGA
This is a messenger RNA of Aspergillus melleus, 1035 nucleotides long. Its product is annotated as glycosyltransferase family 69 protein. The coding region runs from base 1 to 1035 and encodes 344 amino acids. Lineage: Eukaryota; Fungi; Ascomycota; Eurotiomycetes; Eurotiales; Aspergillaceae. The record is from RefSeq and is a predicted model, not a curated record. The transcript has 3 exons.